This is a messenger RNA of Anguilla anguilla (European eel), 1782 nucleotides long. RefSeq names its product ETS translocation variant 4-like. Bases 304 to 1782 code for a protein of 492 amino acids. The transcript has 13 exons. Gene Ontology annotation, molecular function: DNA-binding transcription factor activity, RNA polymerase II-specific; sequence-specific DNA binding. Gene Ontology annotation, cellular component: nucleus. NCBI's taxonomy places the organism in Eukaryota, Metazoa, Chordata, Actinopteri, Anguilliformes, Anguillidae. Gene Ontology annotation, biological process: cell differentiation; regulation of transcription by RNA polymerase II. The record is from RefSeq and is a predicted model, not a curated record.
AUGACAGCUAAUAUUCUACAGAGGCUGCUGGAGCCUGUAUGAGUCAGAAUUUAAAAAUAACGUAAACUAUUAUUGUUCUUUUUUUCUGAUAGUGAAAGCAACCUUUACGGCGUGCAGAGUGUAAAUCGAAUGCGCACAAACAAGCAGGAAAACGUUUAUACUGGUAUACGUUUCUGCGCACAGUCUCUCUGGAAACACAAAAUACAGUCAAGCAGCAAAUGGGGACAGACGCCCACUGGGCUGCCUGGAUUUCAUGCAAUUCAGCCUAAAUGACCACAAACGGCUAACGUCCGGAAUUAUAAAAUGGAUGGAUAUUUGGACCAGCAAGUGCCUUAUACUUUAGCAAACAAAUCGCAAGGAAAUGGGCCCCUAAAUAGACUAUUGAUGGCGACAAAAAGGAAAUACAUGGACACGGAAUUACCCCCUCAGGAAUCUGAAGAUCUCUUUCAGGAUUUAAGCCAACUUCAGGAGACGUGGCUUACAGAAGCUCAGGUUCCCGACAGCGACGAGCAGUUUGUCCCAGACUUCCAUUCAGAAAACUUAGCGUUCCACAGCCCCCCGGUGAAGAUCAAGCAGGAGCCCCAGAGCCCUGGCUCCAACCCCAGCCAGUCCUGCAGCCACAAGCAGACCUUCACCUACCCGAAUGGGGAGCAGUGCCUUUACGCCAGUGCCUAUGAGCAGAAGAGAGCAGCAGGACCCAAGACCUCCAGCCCCCGGACCCCCAUGUCUCCCAUGCAGCACUACCCCCCCAAACCCCCCCUGAUCACCCCGCCUGACUCAGGCUACAUGAACCCCCCUCCUGCAUCCCAGCCACUCCCCAGCCACGGAUACCCCAUGGACCACAGCUCCAGGUACCCCCAGCCCUCGACGGAGAUGUGCCACUCGUACCCCCCUCAGGGCCAGGCGGUGCAGCACCCCCACCCGGCCCCCCCGGGGGGAGGAGGAGGAGGAGGAGGAGGAGGAGGAGGGGGAGGAGGGGGAAGAGGAGGGGGAGCAGGGUACCAGCGGCAGCAUUCAGACCCCUGCCUGCCCUACCUGCAGCAUAACUUCAAGCAGGAGUACGUGGACCCCCUGUACAACCGGGCAGGCCACAUGUCUGGGGUCCCUCCUCACCGGUACCCCCCAGCCCACAUGAUGGUCAAGCAGGAGCCCACCGACUACACCUACGAGCCCGAUGUGCCUGGCUGCCCUUCCAUGUACCUCCACAACGAAGGCUACCCCAACCCCCGGCGCAACAACGAAGGAUAUCCUUUUGAGAAUGACUCCCGCGUUGUUCCAGAGAAAUUUGAAGGUGAGGUGAAGCCGGAAGCUGGCACAGUGUUUCGCGAGGGCGCCCCCUACCAGCGGCGCGGGUCCCUGCAGCUCUGGCAGUUCCUGGUGGCCCUGCUGGACGACCCCGCCAACGCCCACUUCAUCGCAUGGACCGGCCGUGGCAUGGAGUUCAAGCUCAUCGAGCCAGAGGAGGUGGCCAGGCUGUGGGGGAUGCAGAAGAACCGGCCGGCCAUGAACUACGACAAGCUGAGCCGCUCCCUGCGCUACUACUACGAGAAGGGCAUCAUGCAGAAGGUGGCGGGGGAGCGCUACGUGUACAAGUUCGUCUGCGAGCCGGAGGCCCUCCUCUCCCUGGCCUUCCCCGACAAUCAGCGGCCGAGCCUGAAGGCCGAGUUCGAGCGCUACAUCAACGAGGAGGACACCGUGCCCCUGUCCCACCUGGACGAGGGGGGCCCCUACCUCCCCGAGCAGGCCGGCGCCCAGCCCUACUCCAAAGGCUACAUGUACUAA